Trichosurus vulpecula (common brushtail) is the source of this 2245-nucleotide messenger RNA. It is a transcript of the gene PACSIN1, whose product is annotated as protein kinase C and casein kinase substrate in neurons 1. The transcript has 10 exons. Gene Ontology annotation, molecular function: phospholipid binding; protein binding. Lineage: Eukaryota; Metazoa; Chordata; Mammalia; Diprotodontia; Phalangeridae. Gene Ontology annotation, biological process: neuron development; neuron projection morphogenesis; cytoskeleton organization. Bases 386 to 1720 code for a protein of 444 amino acids. Gene Ontology annotation, cellular component: cytoplasm; plasma membrane; endosome. The record is from RefSeq and is a predicted model, not a curated record.
AGAAGGCGGUGGGUGGCUGGAGAAGGAGGGAGAGGCAGAGAGGGAGGCGGGCACAGAAGGAGAAGGAGGAGGGCGAAGGGAGGGAGGAAGAGAAGGAGAGAAGCUGGCUGCCUGUAGCCCUGGAACGACCGUCUCAUCUCAAGCAGAGUGGAAGCAAUUGGAGCAGCCGGGCUGCCUGCCUGGACGCCGGGCUCCCUUCCCGUCUCUGCCAGAGGAAGGGCAGGAGGAGGACGAGAACAAACUCAACCAGCCAGCCGGUCUCUGGUUUCUGCUGGGCUUUGGAAGGGAGGUUGGCUCCUGCGCCCUGGCUAGGCCCAGUGCAUGAGCAGAGGUCUGUUCCUGGCUGCAGCCCUGUGCCCAGCCCCAGCCCCCAACUCUGGGCACCAUGUCUGGCUCCUAUGAUGAGGCCGCACCUUCAAUGGAGGAGAUCACAGACAGCUUCUGGGAGGUGGGAAACUACAAGAGGACGGUGAAGCGGAUCGAUGAUGGCCACCGGCUCUGCAACGACCUCAUGAGCUGCCUUCACGAGCGAGCUAAGAUCGAGAAGGCCUACGCCCAGCAGCUCACAGACUGGGCCAAGCGCUGGCGCCAGCUCCUCGAGAAAGGCCCACAGUAUGGCAGCCUGGAGCGUGCGUGGGGUGCCAUCAUGACAGAGGCUGACAAGGUGAGCGAGCUGCAUCAGGACGUGAAGAACAGCCUGGUCAAUGAUGACCUGGAGAAGGUGAAGAACUGGCAGAAGGAUGCUUACCACAAGCAGAUUAUGGGCGGCUUCAAGGAGACUAAGGAGGCUGAGGACGGCUUCCGGAAAGCGCAGAAACCCUGGGCCAAGAAGAUGAAAGAGCUGGAGGCGGCGAAGAAGGCCUACCACUUGGCCUGCAAGGAGGAGAAGCUGGCCGUGACCCGGGAGGCCAACAGCAAGGCAGAGCAGUCAGUGACCCCGGAGCAGCAGAAGAAACUUCAGGACAAAGUGGACAAGUGCAAGCAGGAUGUACAGAAGACCCAGGAGAAAUACGAGAAGGUGUUGGAUGAGAUCGGCAAGUCAACGCCCCAGUACAUGGAAGGCAUGGAGCAGGUGUUCGAGCAAUGCCAGCAGUUCGAGGAGAAGAGGCUGGUGUUCCUGAAGGAGGUGCUCUUGGAUAUAAAGCGCCACCUCAACUUGGCAGAAAGCAGCAGUUACAUCAAUGUGUACCGUGAGCUGGAGCAGACCAUCCGGGGGGCCGAUGCCCAGGAAGACCUCAAGUGGUUCCGAAGCACCAGUGGGCCCGGCAUGCCCAUGAAUUGGCCCCAGUUUGAGGAGUGGAACCCAGACCUCACCCAUACCAUCACCAGGAAGGAGAAACCGCCCAAGAAGAACGAGGGUGUGACCCUGACUAAUACCUCGGGGGUGGUGGAGUCUAUGGCCCAGGCUGGGGACCGUGGCAGUGUCAGCAGCUAUGACCGAGGCCAGCCAUAUGCCGCUGAGUGGUCUGAUGAUGAGAGUGGAAAUCCCUUCGGGGCGGGUGAGGCCAACGGGGGUGCCAACCCCUUUGAGGAUGAUGCCAAGGGUGUGCGUGUUCGGGCACUCUAUGAUUAUGAUGGGCAGGAGCAGGACGAGCUCAGCUUCAAAGCAGGAGAUGAACUCACCAAACUGGGAGAAGAAGAUGAGCAGGGUUGGUGCCGAGGUCGUCUGGACAGCGGGCAGCUUGGCCUCUAUCCCGCCAACUAUGUGGAAUCCAUCUAACUGUGUCUCCCCAUCCCCCAUCACCCCACCUCAUGCCUUUCCCCUCUAUCCCUCCCGGUCUCCCUUCUCCCGCCAUCUAUACCCUUCAUCCCUUGCCGACCCUCUUCCGUCUUCUAUCCUUUCUGGUCCACCCUCUUCCACAGUCAGUCCAUUCCUCCUCCUGCCCCGGCUCCAUAGAGUUCCAGACAUAUUUUCCAAUCAAGCUUUUAUUUUUUUAAAAGUCGUCUUGGGAAGAAAAAAAAAUAGAAAAAAAAGAAAAACAAAGAAAAACCAGAAACAAGCAUUCGAAAUAGCACCAUAGAGUGGGGGCAGGGAAGGGGUAGGGUUGGGGAAGUAAUCCUCCCGCAGGUGAGGGGCCACAGCCUCAGCCAGCAAUGUUGGCAAGGGCUCUUGGUCUUCAGAGCUCACCAAAGAGGUCUGUAUCUCUGUGCCCUUCAGAAGUCUCCCAAGACCCCCUCCUCCAGAAUCCUUGACCUCCAUCCAUUCUCCUCAGGCUGGCUCACAGAAUGGCAGAGCUGGAAGGGA